AUGUCCUUGUCAACGACCGUCGACCCUGAUCUACGGAUCCUCGAGCCGGAGCACCUGCCGCUGGCAAUCAUCAUCAUAUCCUCCAUCUUCCUCGUCAUAUCGGUAUUGUGUGUUGGAGUACGAACUCGUGUGCGCCUCGUUGAGGGCACGUUCGGCCUGGACGAUGGUCUCGUGCUUGCGGGAACAGUGGUCUACGUACCAAGCGUGGCACUGACGAUAUACGGCUGCCUCGUCGGACUGGGGACGUUACAGGAGAAGCUCAACAUGUGGAUGUUCUCAGAGGCCCUCAAGAUCUAUAUUGUCUGGAUUUUGAUUUACGUCAUCGCCCUCGCCCUCGUCAAAUCUUCCGUCUGCCUUACCAUUCAACGAAUCAUCACGAAUAACAAUGGUCUGCACAUUACAGUUUGGGUCCUGCUCGGCGUCACGUGGGCUUCAUUCAUGAUUACGUUUGUCGGAACGCUGCUUUACUGUCACCCGAUUGAGGCCAUGUGGACGCCUGCGAUGAUUGUCAGCGGCCAAGGAAAGUGCGGCUCUGUGGACGUGUUCGUCGCCCUCGGCCACGUUGCGACGAGUUCGGCCAUUGUAACGGAUCUGGCCUUGGUCGUGGUGCCUGCCAUUAUACUCUGGGGCACGCAGAUGAAGACGCAGACCAAGCUGCAGGUCUUUGGUCUGUUGUCUUUUGCUUCAGUAGCCUCCAUCAUCACCAUGGUCCGCAUCCCCUAUGUCAACAAAUUCAAAGCCCAACAAGACCUCCAAUUCUGGGUCGCCCACACGGUGCUCUGCUCCAACAUCGAGACCGGGAUCGGCUGCAUAGCCUCAUCGGUACCCUCGCUACGCCGUUUUAUCGCGCGAACUCGCGGCACGUCGGAAAAGACGAACCCGAGCGGGAGCGGGACCAAAUCAGGGCUGUUCACAAUCGGUAGCAAGCCACUCGAGCCCAGGAGCCGCGAUCGUUAUCGCAACCCGACGGACGUGGCCUUCAGCUUGACAGCGGUUCACGGCCGAGGGGAUGAGAGCUGGGAGCGUCUCCAGGACGGCGACUCGGAUAAGGGUGACCUGCUGCCGAGUGAUCAAAAGGGAGGCAUUCACGCCCAGUACACAUAUCAAGUCGAUAUCGAAAUGUCCCACGACAUGAGAGCGGGUGGUCAACCUGGAACGGCGGAGUCGCAUCGCUGA
Colletotrichum orchidophilum is the source of this 1176-nucleotide messenger RNA. RefSeq lists its product as uncharacterized. The transcript is spliced from 4 exons. Lineage: Eukaryota; Fungi; Ascomycota; Sordariomycetes; Glomerellales; Glomerellaceae. Bases 1 to 1176 code for a protein of 391 amino acids. The record is from RefSeq and is a predicted model, not a curated record.